This is a messenger RNA of Exaiptasia diaphana, 1343 nucleotides long. Its product is annotated as DNA polymerase nu-like. Gene Ontology annotation, biological process: double-strand break repair; DNA-templated DNA replication. The transcript is spliced from 17 exons. The coding region runs from base 1 to 1146 and encodes 381 amino acids. NCBI's taxonomy places the organism in Eukaryota, Metazoa, Cnidaria, Anthozoa, Actiniaria, Aiptasiidae. The record is from RefSeq and is a predicted model, not a curated record. Gene Ontology annotation, molecular function: DNA binding; DNA-directed DNA polymerase activity.
AUGAGUACGGUUCUCUUUGAAGAGCUGAAACUAGAUAAAAAGUGUGACAAGGCGUUAGCGAAGACUGCGGCGAACAGCUAUACGUCUACCUCUGAGGCCGUGUUACUUGAUCUUCAGCAUCUUCAUCCACUUCCAAGAAUUGUGUUAGAGUAUCGUCAGCUUGUAAAACUGAAAUCCACUUACUUUGAUGGAAUGUUGCCGUUUGUAACAAAUGGAAUGAUCCAUACAACUUGGGAACACACUGCAGCUGCUACUGGACGCCUUACCUCUGCUAAUCCAAAUCUCCAAAACAUCCCAAAACAAGCCAUGCAAAUUCCUACUCAUCAAUACAUUGUGGGAAAAGAGAACGAAUCAGUAAGCAUCCUUCCUCGUGAAGCAUUCCACAGCAAAGAAGGAUGGUCCUUCCUGGCUGCAGACUUCCAAUCGAUUGAGUUACGUCUUUUGGCGCAUUUAUCUAAUGACACCGCCCUUCUGAAAGUGUUCAAUGAAAAUAAUUCUUCUGAUGUUUUUAUCACUCUUACUUCACAAUGGCUUAACAAAAGAUCUGAAAGCGUUCAAUUCCAAGAAAGAGAGCACACCAAGAGAAUUGUUUAUUCUGUUAUCUAUGGCGUUGGGCGUGAACGGCUUGCUAAGAACAUCGGAGUUAGUGUGGACAAAGCAAAGGAAUUUAUGAAGAGUUUCUUGGAUAAAUUCCCAGGAAUUGGACUUUUUACUCGAAAAUGCAUUGAAGAGUGCAAGAAAAAUGGCUAUGUCUGUACAAUUUUUAAAAGAAAGCGCUGGUUCCCUCAUAUUAAUGCACCUCAGUUCAAUCUUCGAGCACAAGCAGAGCGCCAAGCAGUGAAUUUUGUUGUUCAAGGUUCGGCUGCUGAUAUUUGUAAAUCGAGCAUGAUAGAAGUUGUACGUUCCUUCAAAAAAGAUCCUUCCAUUCGCMCAAGAUUAUUGCUUCAAAUUCAUGAUGAACUUCUUUUUGAAGUCCCAGAUGGGGAUAUACCAAGAGUGAUAGGAAUAAUACAAUCAGCUAUGGAGAAUAGUGUGAAGCUUUACAGUGAAAAGMCCCAACUUAAGGUUCUUCUGCCUGUUACUGUAAGUACAGGAAAGAAAUGGAAUCACAUGGCAACCUACGAUAUAACUACAAAUGCAAGAUAAAAGAAUAUAAUAACUAUUGCUGCAUCAUCUGGAUCUAYUUGAAGCUAUAUGGGGAUAAGUACAUGCAUUAUAGUUAUGUUUGGUGCMGUAYUGUCUCAAUSGUGCCCGAUACGUAUAAAACUUACAAAGAAUACCGGCCAGUUACUAUGUGCCAAGAAAUACGACCAUUGUUUGUUCAGCGAUUGCAGCUAUUCAUA